CGAAACUCAAACUUUUUAUACUUGAAUUCAACAAAUAUUAUCAAUAUUUAACUUUUACAAGCCAUGAAAUGAAUCAUAGUUAAUUUUUUUAUUAAUGAAAUUAACUAAAAUGACGUUAUUUUGUUUAUAGUCCACAAAUCGACCAUGUCGAUCAUAUCGGUGAUAUUCACGUCCUUCACCCCUACACUCGCGUCACCUUCCUCCGUUCUUGUUCUUUCUGCGCGCUGUAGAUAAUGUAUAGCCACCCGACAUUCCGAUUCAAUCAUUGUCGAUCGGAAUCCAUGCUCCUCGGUAGGGAUGGCAAAAAUCCCCAUACCCAUGGGCUUUUAAUUAUCCAACCUUGUUGGGUUGGGUUUGGAGUGCAAGUUAAAUUCAAAUGGGUGAAGUCAGAUGGGUCAAAACCCAUACCCAUUAUAUUGGAUCUACUUUGGGUUUACCCAUGGAUUUGGAUAAAACAAUCCAAAUCCAAAUAAUUAAAACUGAAAAACAAAAAACAAAAAAAAAUCGAGAUUCUCUCUUUCCCUUCCAUCUCAGUCGAGACUCGAGACUUCUUUUCUUCCGAGCUGUCUCAGUUAUCCCCUCCGCCGGCCACCGCCGUCGGCGCCACGACCAUCGCCGCCAUCGUUAUCCCCUCCGAGCUCCGACCCACUGGGUCGCACCCACUCCGCCAUCGUUGUUGAAACCCACUCCAGCAUUCGAUUCGAAACACAGUUGAUUCGCCGGCGCCACGGCCAUCGCCGCCAUCGUUAUCCCCUCCGAGCUCCGACCCACUGAAUCGCACCCGUUCCGUCAUCGUUGUCGAACCCACUCCAGCAUUCGAUUCGAGGUCUAAUGAAUUUAACAGGAGACUCGAUGAUACACGGGAGACAAAAUUAGGGCUAGAAGAAACGAGAAAAAGUUACGAGAUCGGAGCAGUCACCUCUAGAAUUGAGCUCAUUCCGUUGCGCUUCGAGACGAUUGAGAUUGUGACUCUUCUGCCGAACCAAGAGCUGGAGCUCGUGGAUGUGUUGCUGGUAAUAUUGCUUGAGCCCUUCGCCUGCUUGGACACGCCCUUGACGGAAGAAGCCUGAUCUCCUUCUUCCAGAAGUGCUACGACUACUACAGCCGCAAAUACCCACCAACUUCCAGAAGAAGAAGAAGUCAUCUUUUGGUAAAUACAAUCACUCUCUCUCUCUCUCUCUUUCUCUCUCUCUCUCUCUCUCUCUCUCUCUCUGUCUCUGGUUCUAAAAGUUGAAAGAGUUAGAAGUUAGAACUAGAAAUAUAUAGUUUACUGUAAUCUCUGUUUCGUUGAAUGAUUGGGCUGUUUCACUAGUUUGAAUGAUUGCUUGUUGCUUGUUUGGUAUUUUUAGGGAAAUAUGGCUUCAGAAACUAAUGAUGAUAAUCUCUCAAUGAAUCAUGAGACUAGUAAUCCAGACCAACAUAGUGUGCCUUCUAGUCGUAUGUCAUGGUCUUCUGCAAAGCAGUGGUCUGAGGUAUGGAAGGAAUAUGAUCGAGUUAUGAUUAAUGGGUUAAGAAAAGCUGAAUGCAAACAUUGCCAUAAAAAGCUUGUUGCUGAAUCCAACUCAGGAACUUCUCAUUUGCGCAAUCACUUGUUUAAAUGUCCAGUAAAACAUGCUGAUCCAGUCAUGGUGAGUGGACUUUUGGGUAGUAAGAAAAGGAAAAUCGGUAUGGGGAGUUCGAGUCCUGUUGUUUUUGACCAAGAAACUAGUAGAAGAGAGCUUGCUUGUAUGAUUGUUCUCCAACCUUAAGGAUGAUUGCCAAGGACAUUCUGGCCAUUCCAGUGUCAACAGUUGUCUCAGAGUCUGCGUUUAGCACAAGUGGAAGAUUACUAAACCCUCAUCGGAGCCGGCUUGAUUCCAAGACUGUGGAAGCUCUUAUGUGCACUCAGAACUGGCUUUUUAAUGAACUUCGUGGUGUAGCCGAAUUUUCUCCCGAUGUUGAUGGUUCGACUCAAACCAUCUUCUGUGAGAAUGAUGGUGGUUAUGAUGAAGAAGUGGUGGAAUAUGAGAACUGAGAACCAUUUCAUUAGUUUUCUGCUCUUUAGGAUGGUUAGUU
This is a messenger RNA of Linum trigynum, 2055 nucleotides long. Lineage: Eukaryota; Viridiplantae; Streptophyta; Magnoliopsida; Malpighiales; Linaceae. The record is from the annotation of a GenBank genome assembly.